Messenger RNA from Brassica napus (rape), 1587 nucleotides. Its product is annotated as histone-lysine N-methyltransferase MEDEA-like. Bases 1 to 1587 code for a protein of 528 amino acids. Lineage: Eukaryota; Viridiplantae; Streptophyta; Magnoliopsida; Brassicales; Brassicaceae. Gene Ontology annotation, biological process: chromatin remodeling. The record is from RefSeq and is a predicted model, not a curated record. Gene Ontology annotation, molecular function: histone methyltransferase activity; protein binding. The transcript has 16 exons.
AUGGAGAAGAAAAGGCGUAAAGAUGGCAAGGAGUUGCUACCCGACUUGAAUGAGGUCAAAGCGCAAAUCGGAAAAGAAAGAUUUGAUCAUAUUAAUAAUAAAUUCAAGUCGAGAGUCUUACCGAGUGUGACUGCUCAUGCUGCCCAUAAUCAUUUGCUUCCCUUAACCCGGCCCAAUGGAAAGGGUAACAAUGAAACAGCCAUCAAAAUGCUUUCUUCGAGAAUGGAACCUCUAGUCCAUCAUUUCAAUGAAAAUGAUGAUAUUUCUUAUGAAGAAGUUACAUUUAAAAUUCCUGAUGAAGAGGUUACCAAGCUUCUAUCUGUUAAACAGCUACCUCGAUCCCUUACCUGGGUUUUCACGGAUAGAAAUCAGCUAAUGGCUGCAAGUGAGUCUGUGAUUGGUAAGAAACAAUUCCAUUAUGUGGAUGGCGAGGCAGUGGAAUUGAGUCCUGACAAGAAAAAGUAUGAAGACGCCAGGAAACAAAAAAUGGAGUUUUCCAAAGAGGUUGAUCGGUUUAUAUGGAAGAUUGGUCAGAAAUAUAGUCUGGAUGAUCUGGUGGUGCAGAGGACUCUAUCCAAGUUCCUUGAGCUGAAGGUUUCAGAUAUUUUGGAGAGAUACAAUAAGCUUAAGAAUGAUGGAGAUAUUGGUGAAAUUUCUGACAAAAGCAAAUUUAUUUCUGUUCCGGCAACUGCUGAUAAGCACUUUUGCCGUCGUUGCUUGAUAUUCGACUGUCAUCUUCAUGAAGAAUAUCAGCCUCUGCCUAGAGAAAACAAAUCUAAUUUGUUUGAGAGGGAAGAUGCUGAAAAACAAUGCAGUAAGCAUUGUUACCUUAAGCCAAGGAGUUUCAUAGAAGCUGAUCAUGUGGUGGAUAAUGAUAACUCUAUAUCAAACGAUAAAGGGAAUAAUGUGGUCACAGACAUGUCACAGACAUAUAAUGAGUGGAGCCCUGUAGACAAGAAUCUUUACUUGCAAGGAGUUGAAAUCUUUGGGAGAAACAGGUGUCUAAAGACAUGCAAGAAUCGUUUUGGGGGAUGUAACUGUGCAAAGGGUCAAUGCAGUAACCGACAAUGUCCUUGCUUUUCUAUUUCUCGUGAAUGCGAUCCAGAUAUUUGUCGCAGUUGUUCGCUUAGCUGUGGAGAUGGCUCUCUCGGUGAGGCAUCACAGCCAAUCCAAUGCAUGAACAUGAAAUUCCUCCUUAAGAAACACAAGAAGAUUCUCCUUGCAAUGUCGGAUGUUCAUGGAUGGGGUGCAUUCACACGGCACUCUCUAAAGAAAAACGAGUUUCUCGGAGAAUAUACUGGCGAAUUGGUUUCUUAUGAGGAAGCAGAGGAACGUGGGAGAGCAGAAAGAAAGAAUGGUUUUUCCUAUCUCUUUACCUUGAAUGAUAAGAUCUGCAUUGAUGCUCGCCGUAAAGGGAACAAGCUUAAAUUUCUCAAUCACUCAUCAAAGCCAAACUGCUAUGCCAAGUUGAUGGUCGUCAGAGGAGAUCAUAGGAUUGGUUUGUUUGCGGAUAAAAAUAUCGGCGAAGGUGAGGAGCUUUUCUUCCAUUAUUGCUAUGGACCAGGACAUGCGGAUUGGUCUCAAUAG